Messenger RNA from Sinocyclocheilus grahami, 996 nucleotides. It is a transcript of the gene mtnr1al, whose product is annotated as melatonin receptor type 1A like. Gene Ontology annotation, molecular function: melatonin receptor activity. Gene Ontology annotation, biological process: G protein-coupled receptor signaling pathway. The coding region runs from base 40 to 996 and encodes 318 amino acids. Lineage: Eukaryota; Metazoa; Chordata; Actinopteri; Cypriniformes; Cyprinidae. The record is from RefSeq and is a predicted model, not a curated record. Gene Ontology annotation, cellular component: plasma membrane. The transcript is spliced from 2 exons.
CCGGAGCCCUCGCCGCUGUCCUGUGAUGAUGCAUUGAGGAUGGUGGAGGGAACAGACGCCCCUUUGAGGAACAUUUCGACAGGAAACCGGGACAGCAAGUACCUCUCUUUCCCCUGGGUGGUGACUUUACUCUCCAGUGUUCUCAUCACUACGAUUAUAGUAGAUGUUCUGGGCAACCUGUUGGUCAUUGUAUCGGUCUUCAGAAACAGAAAGCUCAGGAAGGCAGGUAAUGCCUUUGUGGUGAGUUUGGCAGUAGCAGAUCUGGUCGUGGCCAUCUACCCCUACCCGCUCGUCCUGACCGCCAUCUUCCAUGACCGCUGGAUCGCCGGUGAUAUUCACUGUCAGAUCAGCGGCUUCCUCAUGGGGCUCAGUGUAAUUGGCUCUAUUUUCAACAUCACAGGCAUCGCCAUCAACCGCUACUGUUACAUCUGCCACAGCCUUAAGUACGACAAGCUCUUCUCCAACAAGAACACAGUAUGCUACGUGGUCCUGGUCUGGGCGCUGACUAUCCUGGCGAUCGUUCCAAAUUGGUUUGUGGAGUCUCUGCAGUACGACCCACGCAUCUACUCGUGCACCUUCGCCCAAUCGGUGAGCUCGCUCUACACCAUCAUGGUGGUGGUGGUGCACUUCAUUCUGCCCAUCGGCAUAGUCACGUACUGCUACCUGCGCAUCUGGAUCCUCGUCAUACAGGUGCGCAAACGGGUCAAGCCCGACAGUCGGCCCAAGAUCAAGCCUCAUGACUUCCGGAACUUUCUCACCAUGUUCGUGGUGUUUGUGUUGUUCGCCGUCUGCUGGGCUCCGCUGAACUUCAUAGGCCUGGCGGUGGCGAUCCACCCCAGACUGGGUCAAGCCAUACCCGAGUGGCUCUUCACAGCCAGCUACUUCAUGGCGUACUUCAACAGCUGCCUCAAUGGCGUUAUAUAUGGAGUGCUAAACCACAACUUUCGAAAAGAGUAUAAAAGGAUUAUACUUGCUAUUUUCAAGUUUAAUUGUUGA